AUGGUGUCGUAUAUGGUCAGAAUUCAACCAAUCCUACUUCAACAACCGCGCGAGCAAGCGCUGAUCGUCGACCAAGUGCCCCAUUCGAACGACACAAAGCUGGCCCUGCACGAGUGUGACUUGCGCGAUUUAAAGGCGGUGGCCAACUUUGCCCAGACAUUCAAGGACAAGAAUCGGCAGAUCGAUCUUUUCAUUGGCAACGCAGGCGUGCUGCAUCCGAGGGAUUCGUGGACCGAUCACGCCGCAGUUGAUGGGAUGAACGUGAACGUCGUCGCCCAUGCUGCGCUACUCGAGACUGAUUCCUCCUUCCUCUACGACGCUCACGGUCCGUAUCAAGCCUACGCUUUCUCGAAGUUGCUGCUUGCCGUCUAUGGCGAGAUGCAUGCGCAGUCGAUGCACAACACCCAUCCGGGCUCAACCCUCUGCGUCGUCCAUCCGGGCGUUGUGCCGAGCGCCUUGUAUCGAAAGACGAAUCCGUUAACCCGUCUCGCCAUUGGGUAUCUGCUGCCGUUGAUCGCGAGAAGCGCUGAGGAUGCGGCCAUUCUUUCCCUGCAUACGGCUUUCCGCGAAGACGUCAAAAGUGGCCUCUACUUUGAAGAUGGUCAGCCGACUUCAGUUAGACGGGACUUGGAAAAACCUACAAAGAUGGCUAUAAUGGUAAACGUGAAAAAGGGCGUGAUGAUCACGUGUGACCCGGCGAUGCAAAAGCUGCUCGUCCAUCUCGAUGAGACGCGGGCGCUCGGCAGCCAAUUCAUUGUAAAGGAGCUCGACGAGACACACCUGAUCGUCGAUAAGGACAUCGUCCCUACGAUUGAGGCCAAGAUUGACGAGCUGAUGGAGCAAAUGAACCCCGAGGCCACCGAGAAA
Mesorhabditis spiculigera is the source of this 867-nucleotide messenger RNA. NCBI's taxonomy places the organism in Eukaryota, Metazoa, Nematoda, Chromadorea, Rhabditida, Rhabditidae. The record is from the annotation of a GenBank genome assembly.